CAGAUGACGAACAUACUUGAACCAUCACUUUUCUCUCCCCGGAGGCUCGGACCCGGUACUUCUUCUAGCCUUUCCCAAAUUCGUUUCCCAUCAUGACGACGCCGAAAGUUCUCCUUCUCAUGGCCGACUAUGGCCACGAGCCUACCGAGGCGACGGUUCCCUACAUUGCAUUCGAAAACGCUGGAUUCGACGUGCAAUUUGCAACGGAGAAUGGCAAAGCACCCGAGUGUGACAAGAUCUUGCUUGAGGGGUUCGGUCAGAAGCUUCUUGGCGCCAAGAAGUCUGUCGUACAAGACUACGCCAAGAUGAUCGCUUCAGAAGAGUGCCAGCACCCUCUCGCGUGGUCCACGCCAAGCUUCUCGUUGGACCCGUUCUCGCUCGUCUUCCUGCCAGGCGGCCAUGACAAGGCGGUCCGGCAGAUCCUCGACUCAGCCACCGUGCAUGGAUUAUUGGCCGAGUAUUUUCCCAAGACCCGCCGAACGGAUGGUGUCAAGGCCAUCGGUGCUAUCUGCCAUGGAGUACUUGUUCUGGCUAAUGCUAAAGGCGCCGAUGACCAAAGCGUGAUUAGCGAUUGCUGCACUGCGACCUUGCCAGCUCGGUUCGAGCAAGUCGCUUACUGGGGAACCCGGAUGUUUCUUGGGGACUAUUACAAGACGUACGGUGCUGGCAGCGAGAAUGUUGAGGAUUCAGUUAAGAAGUGCCUCAAAGAGCCCGAAAAGCAGUAUAAGUCGAGUAUCGGAUUGGCGUCAUUUGUGGUGGAAGAUGCGCAAUACAACUACAUCAGCGCUCGAUUUCCUGGCGACACGGAGGAGAUGUCUCGAAAGAUGGUGGACCUUGUCAAAAGUUUCCAAUGAGUAUUUACUCUGUUUGUCCUAAAAUACCUAGCAGAAUGCCACAUAUUAUGGAG
Molecule: messenger RNA, 907 nt
Organism: Ilyonectria robusta
Lineage: Eukaryota; Fungi; Ascomycota; Sordariomycetes; Hypocreales; Nectriaceae
Product: class I glutamine amidotransferase-like protein
Exons: 5
Coding region: 93-854 (253 amino acids)
Source: RefSeq, a predicted model, not a curated record